Messenger RNA from Xylaria bambusicola, 926 nucleotides. RefSeq lists its product as uncharacterized. The transcript has 2 exons. NCBI's taxonomy places the organism in Eukaryota, Fungi, Ascomycota, Sordariomycetes, Xylariales, Xylariaceae. Bases 36 to 848 code for a protein of 270 amino acids. The record is from RefSeq and is a predicted model, not a curated record.
AGGAAGUGUAUCUCUUGCAGACUCGCCUCCAAAAGAUGCCGUACAAGCAUAUUGCCGCACACUUGAAAAAGACCGAGCUGGCUUGCCGCCUUCAUUACCACCAGCUGAGCCAUGGAAGUAACCGCCGCAAGCGCACCGCAUCAGUCUCUUCGGGUUCCUCGUCCGAACAGUCCCCGGUGCUACCGGCUAUUAACCCUUCCAUCCAGGAUUCCUCAUCUCGAGAUAUCACCCCUCCUGGAAGUGCAGGUAGCCAUGAGCCCACCUCACCUGACUAUUCGAACUCAAUCCAGCUGCCCAGAAUCAUGUCAAGCAACAACGUCUCGCCACGUCUUCCAGCUAUCCUACCAAAGCCGGCCUCGAUGACGCUCUCCACGGGCAUGACCUCGCCAGCCUUGAGUUUCCCGACACCUCUGCCCGAUAGUGCCCGAUCCUUGGGUCCGUCUCCGUUUCCGCAACCGUCACCUCUGGGACAGGUACCAAGCCUUCGACUCGACUGCACUCUACCUCCGCCAUCGGCCCAUGUCGACAUCCCUCGGCUCCAAGCCAUCUAUGCCGCUCACCGGUCGUCGUUCUGGGGUGCCAUCGCAAGCGACUACGGCUCCGGUGUAAGCCCCAUUGUCUUGGAACAAGCCUGGAAAGCGAACAUGUUCUCGGGCGGAACCCAGACGCCAAUCACGCCGGCCCCGAGCCCCAACGACCGCGACAGCAUGUACGACAGGACACGCAUCAGCGCCAUUCUCGGCACCGACAGCCACCCUCGGAGUCCGAAGGAGAAGGCGGUCACGCGGCGGUUGGGAGAGGAACGCAGCAGCGCCGGUGUAGCACCCGCAGGCAUGCCGUCAGUCUGAACCCGCAUCGAGUCCACUGUUGGUUAAAUAGAGUGGCAACAGAGGUUAGGCGACACUUUAACUCACUUUUCCCAUUCU